Sabethes cyaneus is the source of this 1188-nucleotide messenger RNA. Its product is annotated as dnaJ homolog subfamily C member 28. The transcript has 3 exons. NCBI's taxonomy places the organism in Eukaryota, Metazoa, Arthropoda, Insecta, Diptera, Culicidae. The coding region runs from base 73 to 1188 and encodes 371 amino acids. The record is from RefSeq and is a predicted model, not a curated record.
CAUUCUUACAUAUCUGGUCAUUGUCUAAAAACUAUAAGGUUGUGGUUGUUGGUUUCCGUGCCAAAAUUUCCAAUGCAACGUUCGGCACUAUACCAAGUUGCAUCAAAUACAUCUAUGUUUUUCGGAAAUCUUCAUAUUCAUCUUAAAUGCCCUUUUCUGAUCAUUCUACGAUCAAAUUUUACCAGCAAGGGAGAAUUAUAUAACAAAUGUUAUCAUAUCCUCGGAGUAACGGAGAAUUCCGAUCAGAACAUGGUGCGACAAGCGUAUAUCGCGUUAGUGAAAAAGUUACAUCCAGACAGUGGUCACCCGGAUGCUGAUGUGAAUAAGUUUCAAGAAGUGGAUGCGGCUUUCCGAAUUUUGCAACAAAAGUUUGCUAAAUCUCGCCGAGGAAUAGUCGAGAAUCUGCAAGAUAAGGUAAAAACCUUUGACAUACGGCAUACCGCUCCACAACACCGCCAGUAUCUCAGUUUCGAUGGAAUAGGAGUUGGAACGCCAGCGCAACGACAGAAACAAUAUCAGUCGGUUCGUGCGCAGCGAGCUCAGGAACGAGUGCUGGAACACCGGAUGUCGAAAGCACAAGCUUCUGAGAUGGCUCUCAUGAAGAAGGGAGACCAUUUUAAGAAGCAUGAAAUCAAAACCAAAUAUGGAUUUGACAGAGUUGUUGAGGAUUUAAUACAGGAAGCCAUGUCACGCGGCGAUUUUAGUAAUUUGUCUGGAUUUGGCAAACCUCUACCGGAUCAUCAAAGUCAGAAUCCGUAUGUAGAUUUUACUACUGCGAAGAUAAAUAAGAUAAUGUUAGAUAAUGGAUUUACGCCGGAAUGGAUCACACUGCACAAAGAAAUUCGUGAAGAUAUAGAAAGCCUAAAGAACUCAUUAUAUAAGGAACGAAGUAAGCUUGGCGAGAUUCCUUUAACUGGGCAAGACGAGUACAAAUGGGACAAAAUACUGAAAGAACACGAAAUAUUCGAACAAGGUGUAAAUAGAAAAAUCGAUAAAUUUAAUCUGAUAGUUCCGGUCUUAAAUAAACAGAUGGUUCGGUUUAACUUGGCAAAGAUUGGAAAACAAGUGCUUGAGACAGGAAAGCACAGGGAUCAACUACAGACAACAGAGGAAGAACUAACUUCUUCAACAAAUAAACCUACUGAAAAAGCUAACAUAUUUAGUUUGUUAGAAACGUUGUUAAAAUAA